UUUAUGAUAAGUUUUGUUCUAUUUGUUUGUUUGUUUGUGUUGUUUUUAGGUAUCUACAAAGUAACUAUUGAAAUGUUGAGGUGUAUUAUUUUAUAAUUACAAUGAUAUUAUUACUUUAAAACUAAUUUGAAUCAUUGAAUCAAUUAUAUAUAAAUGUCGAGUAAUCUACAACCUGGAAACAACAUAUUAAAUAAGAUUCAUUCACUUUGUUUAUUUGUGUGUGUGUGUGUGUUUACAACCACUCUCAUUAUCAUGUGUAUAUGUAUAUGCAUAAACAUAAACAGUUAUGUGUUUGUUCACUAAUGUACUAGUUGGAUUUUUGCAUAAAUUCAAAUCAUAUUUCCAGAUAAUAAUAAUAAUGUUUAUCUGUACGCUGCUUAUGAUAACCAAUUCAACCAAUUAUAAUUGAUUAUAAACCUGGAUUUUUCUAUUUUUAUCAUAUACCAAUAAUCUUAGAAAUGGUGAUGAGAUCUUGAUAAAUGAAUCUUAUUAUUCUUAUUGUCAAUUAGUCAUAUUAUAAUUAAAAGAUUUUAUCACAGGAAUUAUAGAAAGAUAUAUAUAUAUAUAUGUACAAUUAUUUCUGAACUUACCCUAGUACAACGUCAUAAAUAACAAUAAUCUCUACGUGAAUAUCAAUAACACUGUCAAAUAUAGAUAGACGAAGAAGGGCCACAUUAGGCCAACAAGAAAUUGAUAAUAUACAAGCAAAAAGAUGGAGUCCAUAUCCAACAAAUACAUUGGAAUAUUUAUCACAAUCAGUCAGCGAUACAACUCGUUAUUAUUCUCCACAACUAGUGACUAUCAAUCUACAACCAAACAUAGAUCUGGUUAACACAAAUAAUAAUAAUAAUAAUAAUAAUAAUAAUCUAUAUUCCGAUAGCUGCGAACAUUGUUUGACAAAAAAGUGUACGAAAUUGGAUGCAACAGUACUAACAAAUCUAAGUGGAAAUUCUCCAUCAUUAACUACUUGUACAACUCUGCACACAACAGCUGAGACUAUAAAAACAGAUUUUGAAACAAGUCAAUUCAUUACUUUUGAUCAACCAACAUUAUUAAAAAACUUUAAAACACUCAGACAAAAUCAAGAACCAAUUGGAAGUUUUGUUGACAAUAUAAUCGAUCAAAGCGCUAACUAUUUGGAUAAGGAACCCCAAACUCAGGAAUUACCAUUGAUGGCUCAACCAAUAAGUUCAGUCACAAUGAAACCUGUACAAAAUACUCCAGUACUUCCACAGACAGAAGUAUCGAACCCUGUAGGUUAUAUCCACUCAUCAACAAUGCCAACUUUUGGAUCUAUGCUUCCAAUCGCUUCUAGAACUGGGAAUAAUAAUGUUAAUUUUAAUAGCCCCGUUAAAGCAAAUCAAUCUGAAACUUCUGGACUUACACUAGUUUUAGAUGGUAAAAGCUAUGAACCUGAAGAAUUACUCAACUUAAUUGAACGAUUACGACAAGAUAUUCGAGGAUACACUGAUCACAUAAGAUGGCUUGAACAAGAAUUGAGUCAAACAAGACUCAAUUUAAACGCUCGAGAAAGAGAUAUUGACAAAUUGAAAUCAGUUUUAGACCAAAAACUUUAUAAUAAUAUGACACAACUACCUACCCACCCCGUUACACCAAUAUCCGAUAUAUCACGUCAAACAAUUAAACAAAACACGUUAAAUGUAACCGGAAUAACGCCUACAUUAAAAGCAACUGGUAUGCCCCAAAACACUGGACAACAAAUGUUUGCAGACAAAUUACGCACUAAGAAACAAGGUGUUUCAGGUGAAAGUUUUACUGGACAUCAAUUAUCAGGUCUUGUACAUCAUGAUAAAGAUGCUUGGUCUUCUAGUUUAAUUCGAGAUGCUAUCAGUAAUAAUACAUUUUUGAAGCAUUUAGAACAAUCACAAAUUGAAGAAAUAGUAGCUUGUAUGUAUAAAAAACAAAUACCUCAUGGAUGUUUUAUUAUACGUGAAGGUGAACCAGGCGAUGCAUUGUAUGUUGUUUCAGAUGGAAUAUUGGAAGUAUACAAAGAUAAUGCAUUACUUGGACGAAUGGAAGUGGGUCGAGCUUUUGGUGAAUUAGCAUUACUUUACAACUGUAAACGAACUGCAUCUGUUCGAGCUGUAACCAAUGCUUCAGCAUGGACAUUAGAUCGACGUACAUUUCAACAAAUUAUGAUGUCUUCAUGUAUACAUAGACAGCAAGAAAAUAUGAAAUUUUUAAAAAGUGUCCCUGCAUUGAAAGAUCUAUCCUCAGAGAAGAUGAAAAAGCUGGCUGACGUCUUAGAACCAGUGUUUUAUGAAACUGGUGAAUAUAUAAUACGUGAAGGAGAACUUGGUGAAACAUUUUUCAUAAUUAAAUCUGGUAAAGUACGUGUUACACAUACAAUUGAUAGAACUGAUGAAACAAAAGAAAUUCGUCAACUAUCAGAUGGAGAUUGGUUUGGAGAAAGAGCAUUAUACACAUGUGAAAAACGAAGCGCCAAUGUAAUAUCUGCUGAAGGUGGUGUACAUUUACUCUCAUUGGAUAGGAGUAAUUUUAUUUAUCUAAUUGGUGAUUUAAAUGAAUUCAAAUCUAAAACGUAUGAUGAUAUCAAUCGUCCAUCUACUGGGAUAAUAUCAACAAAUUAUCAACAAUCAGUAGGAUAUGUAGAUAAAGAAGAGAUUGUUAGUACUCCACAAACUGUUGAACAAAUAGAAUCAAAGGACUUGCUCUCUUCAGUUAAAAUUGAUAAAGAUGAUUUAGAACGAAUCACAGUUCUAGGUGUUGGAGGGUUUGGAUGUGUCGAAUUGGUUGUUUGGACAAAAAACAGAAAUAAAACAUUUGCAUUAAAACGUAUGAAAAAACAGCAUAUUGUCCAUACACGUCAACAAGAGCACAUUUGUUCAGAAAGACAAAUAAUGUUAGAACUUCGAUGUCCAUUUAUUUGUCGACUUUACUGUACAUAUAAAGAUAAUAAAUUUGUAUACAUGCUGUUGGAAGCUUGUUUAGGUGGUGAAUUAUGGACAGUUUUACGAAAUAAGUGAGUAAAUAUUUUGUUAAAUUUGUCUUCUUUAUGAGUUAAUAUCUCUUUUAUAACAGAUAAUACUACAUAUAAAUACAAAUACAUAUAUAUAGUCUAUUAGUAAUCAGUAGUGGGUUUUUAUUAGCCCUUAGUUCAGAUUGCAUUCUAUUGAUCAGGUUGCAAUGUAUCCAUAAAUCUGAAUGACUCUACACCGCAUAUAUUAUAUCUGGUGUUAGGCGGUUUUAUAUAAUGUCUCAAACUGUAUGGCUAAGUGAUAUACGCUCGAAUCAGAUAGGAAAAACCAGUUCCCUCAAGACUACAGACAUACUUUUCUGAACACAAAACCUAUUUUUAGGGUUUCCUACUGAAUGACUUCAGCUAUCUAACACUAAAAUAUAGAGCAUUCAGAAUACUGGCCGCAUUGAAACAUGGGCUAUAGAAUUAGAUUAGCACUAAAGAGCAGACUAUUCGGCGAUCAAGCGACGAGUAUAUACACAUUUAUUUCUAACACCUUGUUAAAUAGUAGUCCAUUUGGAGUUAGAUUUCAUCAUGGGUUGAUUGUAGAUAAGAAGUUAUUAAAAGGUAGUUAAUACUAGGUCAACUCAAUCAUCUUUUCGAAAGUGAGGCAGUAGUAGUUACCCACCGAUAUCAUUAGAUGAUGAUUCUAUAUUACAAAUUAGUUGAUGCUGAAAAUAUGAUCCGUUGAAUUUCAACUCGGUAUAAUUAAUAUUAGAUUAAAAGAAUUUUUAUUUGAUAAUUCAUCUGAUUAUGACUAGUGUUGUUCUGUCAUUAAUUAGAUAUGUGAAAAGUUCACAGUAGGUUAUAUAUGAAAACAUUGUAGAAAGAAUAUUCAGUGUUAAUAAUUAACAAGAGUACAAAUUUAUUUGAUAGAAUCAAUUAUUAACUAACUGAUUACUUUUAAUUGAAUUGAUAAUGCAAAAUGCAAAGAGAAAAAUAGGCGAUAAAAAAGUAGGUGAAGGUUAAAUAAGAUAUUUAUUAAUUUUUGUAUCAGAACAGAUGGGAAUGUAUUUAGAUUAUUACAAAUCAUCAUUGUAAUCUACCAUUAAAGGUUCAGAAAUAACGAAUUCAUGUAAGAACUAUUGUCUAAAUUUAGUCAGAUAGUUUCACAGCAUUCAGGUGUCGAGUUGAUGUGACACAUUAAGCAGGGAGAAUGUAUUUGUAAAAUUUCAGAGAAUGAAUUCCAAGUACAUCUAACAUUUCACUUGACAAUCUGGUUCAAGCUUUUCAACGAAAUACAAUCAAAUAUCAAGAUUAUCAAAUAUAAAUAUGUAUAUGGUUCUCUGGUUAACUGUAUACUAAAUAGGUUAUUCAAUCACGUUAACACCGUUUAAAGUAAGAAUUUACUUUAAUGUGUAUGAAACAUGUGAUUUGAAACGAGAAUUAUGUUAAAAUAAUAGAUUGUUUGUAUUGUGUGUAAGUGGAUCUGAGUUGUAAGAAGCAAUUUCAUUCACUAUUUAUCGCCUCAUUAAUUCAUUAUCUUCCAAUGAAGCGAUAAAUAAUUAAAUACUGAUGAAAGAUACUGACUAUUAAAAACGUAUACAAUGUUUUGACUAAGUACAAUUUGAAUAUAUGUUAGAGAGAUAUUUAUUUUAAUAUUGCAGAAAUUAUGCUGAAAAUUAUGUACUAUAAAGAAAUUUCUAGUAUUAUGUAAAGGUAUUACUACUAUUUCUAAUACAUCUACAUGUGAUCUCAUUGGAAAAUAGUUUUUCAAGAUUACGCUUUCAUAUGAAUGUAAAAUAAGGAAAAAGAUUUGUUUUGCAAAUCAACGAUUCUCUAGACUGUUGAUUAUUAACUGUAUUCGUGAAUUGGUUGAAGUUAGACAUUAAUACCGUUGGAUGCUCGCGGGACUGAUAGAUCAUGGGUUCGAAUCUCGUGGGGCGAGAUCGUGAAUGCGCACUGCUGAGAAGUCUCAUACUAAGAUGAAACAGCCGUCCAGUGCUUCCAAGUUUUCCAUAGUGAUCUAGCUUUAUUCAACUCGUGAAUUCAAUUAAUAAACUCUAUUUAGCUCAAUAAUUAUUUUAUAAAGCGUGUUAUGGUCAUUUUGAUUCAGUGUUCACUUUGACCAUUUUGCCAAGUUUAACGUAGAUUAUUCGUCAAGUAAAUUAUCAAUAAUUCAUUUGAGGUGAUAUACUUGGAUGAGUCUAAUUGACAAAAAAGUAGUAAUAGUAAUAAUAUUUCAAAAGAAGGUUAUUAGGGUUUGCUUUACUUAGUUUGUUUUUCAGUUCGUAAUACUUCAUUCUUUUAGCGAUGGUGCUAAAUUUUUUAUGGAGUUUAAUCCAAAAUAAUAUUCAGAAAAAUAAAAACAAUUUACUAUAUCUUUCAAAUAAGAAAAAUAAGUUUUUGUCUUUCUGUUGGUUUCAAAACGUUAUUGAGAUUACAAAUCAAACUAACUUGGGUAAACAUUGGAAACUAGUAAGCACUGGAUAGCUGCUUUAUUCUAUUAUGGGACUCCUGAACAGUGUGGAUCCACGAUCUAGACACCGGGUGUAGAAUCUAUAAUCUUCAUCUCCCAAAUUAACAGUUUAGCCGUCAGAACAUUAAACAGGCACUUGAUGGUUUACAUGUCUAAAUUCAAUUAAUCCACGGGAUAAUGCAACGAUAUUCCAUUGUCUUUGGUGGGUAAGUGUCUCACACCUGACACAGUUAGACUACUCUGGUCAUGGGUGCUCAGCAGAACUCUAGGAAUUACAUCAUGAUAUUAGCCACUAGUUAGCAUGUGAUAAUAAUUACUCUUAUACUUAUUUUAGGAUCCCCACUCAACUUUCGUAUCUUAUAUUUUAUAAAUAAGACAAAUUAACGAACCAAGUGAGAGAUGCUAGUGGAAUACAAUAUUAUUUAUGAAUCAACUUUACUUAACACUAAUAAUAGUGGAAUUACAGUAGUUAUUGUCAAGUGAUUAUUUAGUGAAUGUUACUUUCUACGGCGAUGAGAACUAGUGAUUACUCUUAUAGCUGGACUGAUUACUAAAGCAAAUUAUAUGAAUUUAUGUUUUAGGGGUAAAAUGGUCAAGAUAGAACAUCUUUCUACGAUUGUAAACAUAAUCUCUUAGUUACUAUCUCUAAGAAUAAAACAUAGAUAGUAUACCAAUACUGGAUUAUUUCGAACAUAAAGUAAAUAAGUUAUCAUAUGCUUAGGAAAAUAAAUGAACGUGUUUAUGUCAUCCUGUACAACUAACGAGUCUUUUGUGAAUAAAAUCUUCAUUUUGCUCAGUCUUUUUGUCAUCACUUGAUGCCUGCGUAGACGACUUGUUAUAUUAAUCAGUUUCCUAGAGGUAAUCAUUGUCAUUAUUACCAAGUUCCUUGUUUUAACGAAAUUCUACUGUUUUACAUUACUGUAAUCAAACGUAUGUUUCAAAUCCCAUAGAAGCAUAGUUCUAGGCUGAAUAACUUACUAAUACUGUCUCUAUUUACAUCAUUUUAUGGAUCGAGUUCAAAUAAGUUCUAGAACCUUGCUGAUAAUGAAUAAAAUCUGACAUAAAUGUACCAAAUAGGGAUUUUUGUCAAUUUAUCUUAAAGAUAAUCUAUUUAAAAUAUAUAAACAUACAAUUUAAAAAAUGGUUCCUGUUUUUUUUAACUCUUCAAGAGGUCGAUUUGAUGAUGUUAUGACACGUUUUGUGGUUGCUUGUGUUUUGGAAGCGUUCACUUAUUUACACACACAAGGCAUAUUAUAUAGAGAUUUAAAACCAGAAAAUUUACUUCUUGACCAUAAAGGUUAUGUGAAAUUAUGUGACUUUGGAUUCGCCAAACGAGUUGGACAUGGUAAAAAGACUUGGACAUUUUGUGGCACACCUGAAUAUGUUGCACCGGAAAUUAUUUUAAAUAAAGGACACGAUAAUUCAGCAGAUUAUUGGUCACUAGGUAUUCUUAUUUAUGAAUUACUUACGGGAAGGUAAACUUAUUUUUGUUACGUAUCAAUACUCUAUGAAUGUUAAUUUACAUAUUUUAUUAAUAAAGUUAAAAAUUAUUGUUACGUACCGAGCUUUACUUUACAUGUUCGAGAUUGGUAUAAGCAAUAAAAAACUAGCCACUGGGCUUAAUGUAUGGCUUAAGUUAUAAAAAUUCCGGUGUAAUAAGCGAAGAUAGUAUCAUACGUGAUAAUAGUGUAGUGUAUGCUACUUAUGUCUGUCGACAUAAGUAGUAUGUAACACUAAUCAAUUAUGAAAUGCCUGAAAGCAUACGGUUUGGGAGAUCAGACUGAAGGGAACGGGAAUGUAAACAAAAAGUAAUUGUAAUAGCAAUGACGGAACGAUGAAGUUUCAGAAAAUUGAUAGGAGAUUUGCAAAUGAAGUAUUUAAUGUAUGGUUUUUCACAUUUUACGAAAGAACUCUGUAAUUUUCCAUUUAAUAAUAAAUUGGUUUUCCCCACCUGAGUUCACGUUCACUACAAUAGGACUAAAAUAAAAGUGAUUAAUAUAUAUAUAUAUAUAUAUAUAUAUAUAAUUUGAUAUGCAAACCUCUUACUAUUAUGCGCUUGUGUUGGGAUUAUCGUAUAUAUGUUUUCAUUUACUUAUACAGUUUACUUAGCAAUUUUGUUCUUUAAUAUACCGAGAAGUACCUAGUUUUCCGACAGUAAGAAGAAAUGAGACUAAACUAGCAGUGCGCAUCCACAAUCCCGCACAUGAGACUCGAACCUAGGCCCUUUGUCUCGCGCGAACGCUUAACCUCUAAACCACUGAACCGGGAUCCAACAGUGUUUGUCGACCAACUCACAAUAUUGUGCGACCAUCUCUCACUGCCAUCAGUGAAUAACUGCCUCACACUUGACAUGACAAUCAUGAAAUCUCUAUAAGCUGUAAAGGUGAAAAUGAUUUUUUGGAAAAAGUGAUUUCACUCAGGAAUUUAAAAUUGCAAUAAAAUAUAUUAGGGUUUAAAGCCAAUUCAUACGGUUUUUCUCUUCUGUCUACCUACUAUCAGCUAGUAUAAUGAGGUAUAUUUUUUCUUGUUAUGAAAGAAUCAGUCAAAUCACAAAGUUUAACGUCACAUUAACAGUAUUUCACAUUAUAUAAAUUUAUCAUUUAUUCAACAUAAUGUCGAAUUACUUUUAUCAAAACCCGUAGUUUCAGUGAUGUUUCACACCACAGUAUAUCAUUUGUAAAUCGAUCUUGUCUAAUUCUACAAAAACAAAUUUUAUAUCAGUAUCACAAAUAAGUGAGUAGUUCAUAUUAAGAAUGGUUUAAUCAUAAACGUUACACUUAUAUGUUAGGUGAUUUAAGAUAGUCGACAAGAUACCGUAAACCUAGAUUUUGUGCUACUUGAUACUUGUCAAUAAGGCGCACCUAUAAUCUUGACAGAUGUUGAAAUAUCAGUGCAUUUUAACAUAAAUGUCAGUUUUAUUACAUUGUGCCUUUACACAGUCUCUUUCAAUUGGCUACAAUUGAAGUACAUAAUAUCAUUGUUUUUCAUAUAAAUUCAGAAAUAUGAUAUAUUUAUUUAUCGCUUAUUAAGAUUCAUACACUCAUACUGAUAACUAGACUGACACAGUUAUUCCAAAUGAAAGUUGACCUCGAAAUAUUCAUACGUCAGUAGUAUUCCAACAGAUCAACUUCAAUGGUUACUUGUUUGUUGAAUGUAUCAUUGAAAAAGAAUAUGAUGUGACAUAUUUGAUUCAUAUCAUGUAUAAAAAUUGUAUGUUUUCUUAAAAAUUCACCCGUCAAAAGCGACAAAUCGUCAAUGAAAUUACAUUACACACCUCACAUCCGCUUACACACAAUACAAACAAUCUAUUAUUUUAACAUAAUUCUCGUUUCAAAUCACAUGUUUCAUACACAUUAAAGUAAAUUCUUACUUUAAACGGUGUUAACGUGAUUGAAUAACCUAUUUAGUAUACAGUUAACCAGAGAACCAUAUACAUAUUUAUAUUUGAUAAUCUUGAUAUUUGAUUGUAUUUCGUUGAAAAGCUUGAACCAGAUUGUCAAGUGAAAUGUUAGAUGUACUUGGAAUUCAUUCUCUGAAAUUUUACAAAUACAUUCUCCCUGCUUAAUGUGUUACAUCAACUCGACACCCGAAUGCUGUGAAACUAUCUGAUUAAAUGUAGACCAUAGUUCUUAUAUAUUGUGAUAUUGUUUUAAUAAUUAAAUUCAGAAAAUAACUGCUGCUAAAAAGAUAAACUCUCCUGAAUCUCGACUCGGUAGUUCAGAGAUACUACUGUUGAUUCAAGGCUUAAAAAUCAUAUGGUCUAAAGUAAACUGAAAAAACAUUAGUUACCAUAAAUGUAAGAACAAAUUAAAAUCUAUGAAGACAACCAAUGAUAUAGAUAGCUAUAUAAAUAAGCUGAAAUAGUACUUGUGAAAUAGCUGAAAAUUCAUUUCUACUUGAAAUAAACACUGAUCUAGUUGUUCAAAACAAUGGUGAAACUUAAUCAAUUAAAUCAUCUACCUCAGAGAAUUCAAUAUCAUUAAAAACAUUUAACUCAGCUGUAUGUCUUCUCUAUCACUUAAAAAUAUACGACUGAAUCAAGUUUACGAUUGUAAUAACUGUGAACUACUUACUACAUAUUUCUAAAUGUUGUAAUUGCCCUCAUUUUUCGAUACUUCGCUAAUGUAAUGCCAAUUGGUGUGGAAAAACAAUUAUUUUCCAGUCCCUUGAUUUGUUAUUUAUUUACGCUUUAUUAUUGAUUUAUGAAAAAUAGACAAAUCGGUUAGGCAUAUAGGCAGAUAAACAGAUGUUUUUUUGGAUAAUGUAUUCUUAAUAUAAAGAGUGAUAUUUCGAGCGUAUAUUUCACUUAAGCUAUCUGUUAUUACUUAAUUUUUAUCUGGACACUUAUUUGAUGAAUUAUAAUUCGUUGUGUAAGUGAAUUAAUCCAGAUUGUUUUUUGUUCUGUCAGUGUUUCAUUGAUUCUUUAUUAGAGGAUGACUUUUAAAGUAUGAAAAAAGCAUUUCAAAAAAGCAAUAGACCUUAACAUUUAACGCGUAAAUUAACUACUUACUUAUCCCUCGUGAACGAACAUAGAUCGCCAACCAACAAUCUCCAUUCAACUCUAUCUUCGAUAAUCCUUUCCAGUUCUUCUCAAUCGCUAUUCAUUCUUUUCAUAUCUACUUCCAAUUAUCCACGCAGUGUGUUCUAUGGCCUCCCGCAUUUUCAUUUCCCUUCACGAUUCUAUGUGAGAACUUGACUCAUUAUGUACUUUGAUGAUUUCCACAAUGUAUGUCGUAUCCACCUCCAACAUGUUUUCCUAAUUUCCUCUUCAACUGUAAGCUGAUUUGUUCUCUCUCAAAGUGGGUUGUUGCUGAUGGUAUCCGGUCAACGGACAAUGAGUAUCUUAUGUAUACAAUUGUUUAUAAAUACUUGUACUUGUCACACACGUUGAAAACGAUUCAGUAACUUGAUGGUGAUAUUGAACGAAUAUUGUAUGUCAUAUCGCAAACUGAAUGUAAAAUUGAAACGUCACCUAUAAGAUUGGUAGAUGUACAUCUCAUGUAUUGCUUUUUUGGAAUCAUAGGUGCUCACUGCGAAUGAGGCCUGUGAACUAAGAUAAAGACAGUUGUUUAGUAGUGUCUUCUGGAUUUCAAUGACUCGCAAUUUGUUUUCACUUCAUUUUAGAAAUUAGUUGUAAAAGUAAGUACCUGAAAUCUUUUCUUCUCUAGUUUCAGGAUUCAAAAUUGCUCUCACCAUCAGUUGUAUGAGUUGUUAUGUUUUGAUAAUUGAUAGUUUAAUCAUAUACUUUUUGCUUCUCUAACUGUUCUUUAACGAUUUCAUCUUUUCCAAAGGAGUAGCUAAAAUUGGUUGUGAGUAUAAAAUCUUCAAACCUUUUAUUUAUAUUUCGGCUGUUUAGUGAUCAAUUAGCUGUAGACAUCCCUGUUUCACAGAAGGUCAGCUGCGGCACAAAUAGCUCAUCCGUAACGUCUCAGACUAUGAAGUUAAGUGACGCUGAUUAAAGCCUACAUGGGGCGUCAGUCCCCUCCAUAUUGAAGAAUUGCCUUACUGAUGAUUGCUAAAUAACACAAAACCUAGUUCCAACGUUUCCUACCUCUUGUGUAAAAUCAAAACGUAUUGCAUGAGAUGUCGAGUAACUCAGACUAGUAUUUAGUUAGAUGUUAACUCGAUCGAUGAAAUUCAGUUACCAAUUAAGAGACCAGACAAGUAUGACAUUAAUCAAUACUCAGUGACCAUCCAAUUUUGUGUACAUCUUAUACUUUACUUACUCUUUGAAUAACAUUUUUUCACUGGAAUUAUAGUCCAAACAAGUGAAAAUUUUUAUUCUUUAGAAAAACAAAGACGUUUUCAUUGCCAUUUCUAAGUUUUGAACAUAUUGUGUAAUUUUAUGCCAACUGUUUCUCAAAUGUUUAUCUGUGUCCCCUUAUAUAGUUUAUAAAUUCUGUACCUAUCGUUAACAAGUUACUUUGUUAUUUUUAAUGUUCUCUCUACCUUUUAUCCCUUUUACAGUCCACCGUUUACUGGUACUGAUCCAAUGAAAAUUUAUAAUGUUGUUCUGCGUGGAAUAGAUUGUGUUGAAUUCGAUCCAUCGAAUAUAAGUCGAACUGCAACUACACUUAUUAAACGUUUAUGUGCACAGAAUCCAGCUGAACGGUUAGGCUAUGGACGAGGGGGAAUAAUCGAUAUUAAACAAAAUAAAUAUUUUCAAGGAUUUGACUGGAUCGGUUUGCAUCGUGGUACGUUAGCAGCUCCUAUACAACCUACUGUAAGUUGUCUCCACUCAUUAUAAAUGAUAUUACGUAUAAAAUAUUUUAUCUAUCUUCAAUACUAUUCGUUAUAUUCGAAGUUACUCAGGAUAAAUUGAGAACGGGAGCUUAAUUAAAACACUACCUGGUUUUCAACAAGAGACUGAAGGUUUAAACUUAGCUCUAUAAUUAGUUAUCACAUAUGAAGUUGGACUUCAGACCAAGUUUGUUGUGAGAUAUCAGCUCACUGAAGACAAUGGUGUUCGGUGGCGCAACUUCGUGGAUUGGUUGAAGUUAGACAUUAACACCGUUGGAUGCUGGCUCAGUGGUCUAAUGGUUAAGUGCUCGCGCGUGAAGCCAGUAGAUCCUGUGUUCGAAUCCCGUGGGGGUUGGAUCGUGGAUGUGCAUUGCUGAGGAGUCCCAUACUAGGACGAAACGGCCGUCCAGUGCUUCCAGGUUUUCCAUGGUGGUCUAGCUUCAAUUGCUUCAUGAUUUCAACCUGUGAGAUUUUAUAAAGCAAUAAUGGACAAAUGAAUCACGUUUAUUUUCGAAAUCAAUGGGAUCGACUUAUGUCACACAUUCUUUGAUCAGAUUUCAUUCUACCAGGACUAGAAGCAUUACUAUUCUGGCUUAUGUGAUUAGAUUUGAAAAGCAGAGAAAAAGGUAUUUAACAGUAUGGGGUUGUAGAGAUUGUUAGGUUUUUGGUUGAGAUCAUGAAUCGCUUAAUGUUAGACCAUCAUUGAAAACCCUGGGGGCACUGGACGGCCGUUUCGUCCUAGUAUAGAACUUCUCAGCAGCGCACAUCCACGAUUCCAUAAACUGAAUUCCAACCCAGGACCAGUGGAGCUAAUCCGUGUCAGGUAGAAACAAGUAUCUACCCCUGACAAUGGAAAAUGUUUACGCAAUUUCGUCGAUUGGUUGAAGUUAGGCAUUAACAACGUUGAAUACUGUCUCAGUGGUCCAGAGGCCAGGUGUUCGUGCGCGAGACCGAAGGUCCUGGGUUCGAGUGCCGCGUGUGAGAUCGUGGAUGCACACUGUUGAGAAGUCCUGUACUAGAACGAAACGGCCGUGCAGUGCCUCCAAGUUUCCAAUAGUUGUCUAACAUCGAACCUUUCAUGAUGUCAACAAAAAUAGCAUUUAUUGGAAUUUGUUUUUCCUCUUUUUAUCUGCUGAACAUUUGUUUGUUUUAUCCAAGAAGCAAGUACAUGAACUGACUGGAUAUUGAACUGCAUUAAUGAAUCGGUUUCUUGAAAAAUAUUUCUCUUGAUAGAAUGAACAAUAGUACGGCCGAUGGUGAGGAGAGACAACUCUCCCUCGCGAAAUGCUGUCACAUGGCCACACGUAUAAAGACACUGACAGGAAAGUUCUACUCAGUGCUUUCUCGCAGCAUUACCGUUGUUUACAAAAUUAAGAGGACGAAAAGUGAAUGUCUGACGCUUUAACUGGGUUGACAGAUAUGGAGAAUCCACCUAUGAGAGUUCGAAAACUCUCAUUCCAAACCAAUGGUGCAUAUGGGCUCUAGUAUCCUGAAGGAACAAAUGGUGUAUGAACCAAUCGUUGGUCACUGGCUACCAUAUGACUGCAUCUCCUUACGUUGCUCCACUGUCUUUUAGAUUAAACUUAUAGGUCAAAGGCUCGGGGUGUGGCUCUCUACGAAAACCACCUGCUUCGGUUUGGGCACCCGAACAGUAUCACAGCUUACACACAAAUCAAGUGAAUUGUGUGGCACAUACGUAUUCGGUGCCCCUUUGUAUCAAUAUUUAUGUGGUCAAAUAAAUAAAUAAAAUUAAUGAUAGUUAUUCACCAAUUUGAAAAAAAAUUGGUCACUUUUUAUCAUGCUGAAAAUAUAAUUACAUACAUUUUAUUGAUUUUUUUUAAAAAAUUGUCCGUCACUUUUUCCCCAUAGAUACUUGGCCCAGAUGAUACAACUAAUUUUGAUAAAUAUCCUCAACAAAAUGAAAUCCCACCUGAUGAAACAUCAGGUUGGGAUAAAGAAUUUUAGCAUUAAAUGAUUAUUCAUCAUUGUUAACUUGUCACAAAUGAUCUAAAACCUUUUUUCUUAUUAUUUCAUACAUAUGUUUAUAUAAAUAAUGAUUGUAGGUGUGUGUGUAUGUAUGUAUGUAUCUAUGUAUGAGAUUUGUGCAUUUGAUAAAGAGUGUAUUGAAAUUCUAUCUAUCAUAUAGCAUAUCCAUAUUCUAUAUAUAUAAAUGAAUCAUUCAUAGUCUACAAUUUGUGUUUUAUCAACUUAACUGAUCCAUCAUAUAGAUUAUUCUAUUUAUUACAACAACAAAAAUUGAACAAUUAAAUGAGAGAAUAAAAUGAAAAAAAAAACGAUUCAAAUCAUAGAGAUGAAGUUUUCUUCACUUUACUUUUCUCUUCUUUUUUUCUCAUAUCAAAAUGAUUAGAUUUACUUUUCUGAAUUAAAUAAUAAAUAAACUUUUGAACUGGAAAGAAAAAAAGAAAAGCAUAUUCUGUGUUUUUAUUGUUCAAUUCGAGUGCUUUUCUUUUCUUGUUUUGUUUGUUUUUAAUGUUUUUGCAAUGGGAUUAAAAAAAAGUGAAAAGAAGAUCAUUUUAUUGUUGAAUUAAAUUUUCACAUUAUUUAUUCUUGAUCAGAAAUUAAAAAAAACCUUGUUUUCCCGUUUUUUUUUUUUAAUAUAGAAAUUCUUUAUAAAAUAUAUAUUUCACUGCUGUGUACAUAAAUAAAUAAAUAUAUAUGUGUGUGUUUGUGUAUUUACAGUUCCACUAACCUAAAUAAUGCACAUCAAAUUAGCAAUACUUGAAUUUAGAUUUGAUCUAAUACAAAUAUUCACUUUGUAAUCAUGAUCUAUAUAUAUAUAUAUCAACCGAUUUGUAUCAGAAUGUCUAUUUUAAAGAAUGAACGUACUAUCUCAUUUAUUUAUUCAAUAUACAUUGAAGAUCAUUUAUAAGUAAGAUUUAUCAACUUAUCAUCAGAGUUAUUAAAAGUUUCUUUUUGAAAAUUUUCUUUAUAAUAUAGAUUUAAUCAAUAAAAUUCUACUGCUAGUUUCUAAGUUAUUUUUUAAUAAGAGUAUUAAUGUUUUCUCUUUUUUUUUAAAAAUAUUUUAUUCCUGAUUACUUUUUUUCUUCUUCAUAUUCUAUAGUUGUUUAGAUUUAAUUAAAGAAUCUUGUAAGGCUUUAUUAUUCUUAAAUAUCUCAUUACAUAUAUGAAUCAUAUUGUUUUGUUGAUAAAUUCAAUGAAUGAAUAGAGAAUAAGUUAGAUUAUAUUCAAUUGUUACUUAUAUAUUGUAAUUGAAUCUGAAUUUAAAAAAUAAUCAUCUUCAUCAAUUAGAAUAUUCAUUUAGAGUGUACGAUUCAAAGUCUAAGAGAUAUAUUACUUUAUUCUUGUUAUUAUGAAUAUUUAAUUGAUCCUAACAUCUAUCUUGUAUCUUCUUUUCAUGAUUGUUAUUAAGUCUGUUGUUUGUACACUUUUGAACAAUUCAUAUAAAUGUAUUUAUACUAGGUGAGUUUUUCUCUUCUGAAUAACUUCGUUACAUAAUCAAUAUUAUUUACUCCAGCUAAAAGAGAACUUAAUAACUAUACUACUUUCUCAGUUUAUUAUGUUUAUUUAUUUUUCAGUACUAAUGAACAAUUCAUUAGUUGUGUGAGUGUGUGUGUGUGUUGUAUUUAAAUUAGUUUAUGUUAUUGUAAGAUAAUUCAUAUUUUUCAAACAAAAAAAAAUAACCUCUAAACAAAACUAAUUAAUCACUAUAGGUCGACUUCUUUUUGCCAUCAUUGAUCUAUUAUUGAUUAUAAGUCACCUAAUUGAUUUUAUUGUUUACUUUUAAGAAAGACAAUUAGAAGAUUAUACUAAAUAUGAUAUUGAUUGACUAAAAGAAAUUAACUUUAAACUAGAAGCAGUAAUUACAUACUAGUUCUUUUUAGUAAGCGAUUAUUAAGGGAGCAUAAAUUGGUUACUAAAUCAAUGUCCUUUAUUAUAAUUAGUUUUCAACUUACUUUGUAAUCAUAACAACUAAUAAAGACAUCAUUACUUCUCCUGUUAAUGUCAUCAGGUUUCGACAACAACAAUAAAUACAGAAUAUAUUUAUAAAAAUUAUGUCUAAUAACGAUGUAUGUAAACUAUCCAUGUUUGAACAGUUUGCUCAGAAAAAAACUUAGAUAUCUACUUAGCCAUAAAUUUAACCUAACUGAAGUAAGCACGAACUACGAUAAAGGCUUUAUGAUAACGCUCGUCAGAUUAGAAUAUCCCAAGAUGGUCAAUAUUUUAUACUAUCUAGUCUUAGGAUUUUGUUGUGUUGUUUAGAAUUAUUACUGUUUUCCAAGUUCCUGCGGAACUUCAUUAAAAUUUUAAUCAAUAGUUUCACAGGAUUAAUUACUAAGUAUACAGAAAACAAUCAAUAUAAAGUUGUACUUGUAAAAAUCUUAGCAAUUGAAAUUAAACAAUUCCAGCUGUUUAACCUGACAAUAUUUUUCUAGUUGCAUACACAAAACCAUAUUCUAUGGAUCAAGUACAUUUCAUAUUGAAUAACUAACAUUUACAAUACAAACAAAAGUAGAAUUUGAAUAUGAUCUGAUAAUCAUUUAGCGAGUAUGUAUAUUCCAUCAAAGAAACCAGUUUGGUAUAUUUCAGUUGUAAAUACAGUAAAUCCUUUCUGAUAAGAUAGGGCUUAAAGUAAUAUUUAGUGCAACAAAAGUGUUCUUAUAAAAUAUACAAUAUGACUAACUAAAAUACUUUAAAACAAUUAGUCCCUUUGAUAAACUUCGAUAAUACAAUGAGAAGACGAAGGUCAUUAGAAUUAUGUCAUAUAUUUGCGCAAUACAUUUCGAACCAUCUGAUCACACAUAUACAUGAUAAGAACAUUUAUUUGAAUAAAAUGUCAACUAGACAGGUUAAAGGUAAGCCGUAACAAAGAAAAAUAAAGUACACAAAAAACAAUGUGAUAACCACUCUGGAUAAUAAAUCAAUAUUACCAGGGUAGGUUAAGGGUUAGAACAAAUUGUUUUUGAACACAUAAAGGGAGUUUCAGUUUCCGUAUAGCCAAGGCUUCAAUAAACCUUGGUAUAAGUCCUUGAAAGCUUUUGUACAAAACUACAAAGGCUGACUUGAUAUCAACCUUAUGAUCAGUCUCAACUAAAUGUUUCACAAUGGAGGAAGAUGUCUGCUAUACUGUGAUCUUGUUUGACCAUUGGAAUUCAUUUGCUUCUGCAGCCAUUUGGGUAUGUGCUCCGCCACCCUUAAUUGCAGAUCACGAUUGUUCCUUUCCAUGUACGUGCUUCCGCACAUAUAUGUAAAUUUACUUAUUUAGCUGAACACAUAAAUAGUGGUACAAGGGGGCACCAGAUCCAUAUGCGCCACACAAUAAUAAUGAGAAUGGGAAGAGAUAAAUAAUGUAAUGUGCAUGUAAAAAGAAAAAAAGAACAAUAACGACCACAAAUUAUUGUAUGGUAGCGAAACAAUAAUAAUGAGGGAACAAGAAAGGUACAAUCAGAAAGAAUCCUUUCAGUUAAUGAAGUUAUGGCCACUUUUUACAAAGAACUCUGCCCAUCGUCUAAGACGUCGAUGGAUGUUAGUGAUUGGCAUCUCAUCAUCCUCGCAGGUUAUCUCGCUCACACCAGACUUCUUGCUCCCAGUGGCUCGGAUAAGUUGGAAGAGCUGCCGGCAGUUACCAGAUGCAGCUGCUGCUUCCAGCUCAUUAGCACGCUCCGACCACCAGGCUUCUCGGUCCUCACGCAAGCUUUGCCCAAUUUCAUCACGUAACAUCCUUCGUUUGUGGUCAAACUCACGGUCACCCGGAGUAGACCGACGGGUCUCGAUGAUUUGUAAGGAGCCUGAAGAAACCCAGUGCUUAUAAGUGGGACAUUUCGCGAACCCACAACUCACUUUACUCGCCAUUUUCAUGGUGUCAUGCAAUUGCGACCAAUGCUCAUCUAUACUUUUCGGUGGAAUGGUAGCUAGCCUAUAACCUAGCUCAGUUUGAUACUUAGUUACAACAGAAGCUGCAACCAACUUGCUGACGUCAAUCCUUUGGUGGCGGUCACUUUAUUGGCCACUGAGAAGUAAGGUAAGAUUGGCGCAGACCAGGGCAUGAUCAGAAUCCAGAUAGGUACUCCAAAAGGAGCGGCAGUCUUGUAUACAACUACGCCAUCGGUAGCUGAUCGCGAUGUGAUCAAUCUGAGUCCAGGCUUGAGAUGCAGAGGGAUGACGCCAGGUGGCACAUCGGCGAUGACUAUGCUGGAAGUUAGUGCCAGCGUAAAUUGAUAGACACAAUCGCUUACGUACUGUUUGGUGAAACAUGAACUUUGUCUUUUCAAUAAUGACAAGUUGGGUUGCAUAAAAUGUCCGAUUGAUGGCUAAUUUAAGUCUCCAUUUCAACAUGAGACUGUAUGAGUCACAUCUAAAUGGUAACAUAAUGUAAACUCACUUUUUGGGUUCCAGAAGUGUCAUAGUGUUAUAACUUGUGGCCUGUAUGCCCUGUUAAUGCAUAACGUAACGAUACCGCCAAUUAGAGAGCAGUGAUUUAUCAAACGUACCAGUGACGUAUAAAACACGUGCGAGCAGUCUAGAGUCCUGACUGGUCCUGCUUUCUGCCUAGCCCAGCCAGUUAAGUCCAGAACACCAAUCCAAGCCUCUGCAAUAUGAAUCAUUUGUUUCAAGCAUACGGGGUUUAUAUACCAAUCAAACAGACCACAUCGUACCAAUAAAAUAGAAAACAACAUUUGUACAAUAUUUGACCAAAUGUGGCUGUGAAUGUGGGAGGUAGUAAUUGAUAGAGUGGGCAUAAUUCAAGAAUGGUAAAUCGUAUAAUAGUCCAUAGAUCAAAAUAAAGCUCAUGAUAAGGACAUGAAUAUGAAUAGUCUAGUUAUUUAACAAUUAUACGAUAAAAAUAUACGAAUAGUAUUGGUCCAUAGAUGGAUCCCAAAAGUUACCAUUCACUAUCCUUUCCAGAACAUAACACAUAGGUGUAAUCGUAUUGUAACCCUUCUAGAGAUUUAUGGAAUUUAAAUGAAUAACCAUUAUUAAUUGGCGUUUCAGUCAAGAAUUUCGUCUCUACAUCAACAGUAUCGCUAGUACAAAUAUGAUUGAUUCUAAAAAUACAAGUAAACUAAUUCCAGGUUGUUUGUUUCUUAUUUCAUACAUAUUUUGCUAUCUGGAAUUUAUUUAAUUAACAUGAAUGAAGUUAUGAAUUAUAAAUUACAAUAUAGAUAAGUUGAGAUCUAGGAUUUUUAAAAAAGGUAGAAACGGAAAGAUAACAGUCUAGUUAUGAGAAUCAGAACUACUAUAAACAUUUAUUUUUGUUUAUCAAAUUACAAAUAGAAAAAAAGUAUAUACAAUUUUGCAUUCAUAGUCGAGGUUAGCAAGGAUUAGGAACGAAACUAGGGGCUAUUAUUCUUUAUUGUUUUAUUCUAACCGAUAAGUCACACUUGGAAUAUUUAUAAGGAGUUAACCUGUUUUUCAUUAGUUGUUAUUUAUAUCAAGUACCCACUUGUAAUCACCUCCAAAGGGAGAAUUAGAAGUGUAUUAGAAACAAACGUUAAUUUGUCAUCCUUUUCUCUUCUUUUAUAUCAUUAUUUUUAUUUUAACACAUAGAUAUUGGUACAAGGAGGCACCAAAUACAUAUGCACCACACAAAUCUCAUUCGAUAUGUGUGAGGGCUGUGAUACUGCCCGGAUGCCCGAACCGAGGCACGUGGUUUUCUUAGCGGGACACACCUUGAGCCUUUGACCUGAAGGUCUGAUCCACAAGGCAGUGGAGCAUCGUGAGGAGAUGCAGUCCCAUGGUAGCCGGUGACCAACGAUUGGUUCAUACGCCAUUUGUUACCGCAGGAUACUGGAGCCCAUAUGUACCACUGGUUUGGGAUCCGGUUAAAGCGCCGGACAUUCACUUUUCGUCUUCUCAUUUUCGUAGACAACACCACCACCACGAGAAGGCAAUGAGUAGGACUUCCCUGGUAGAGGCUAUAUACGCGUGGCCAUGUGAGAGCAUUUCGAGAGGGAGAGCAGUCUCUCCUCACUCUCGACCGUACCAGGGCAUUUAUAUCAACUAUACACAACUUAAAUAAAGUAUCAUUUUUCUGAAAAAAACUUGAAAUUCAUGUACGAUAUUUAAUGAUAAACAUUAAAUGUACUGUGUACAAAUCACUCGUAUACGAAAUAUUAAGUUACUUCGCUACUUUACAUUAUUUGAUUAGUGGAAUUAACUUCGCUAGAUAAAAAGUUGGUUCAUUAUCUAAAUAACUCUUUGAUUACAUCUCCAAAACAGCACUGUGUGACAAGACUAAAAGUCUUCUUAAUCACUAAGAUUUUUUUUACAAAAUCUUUAAUUUUAACCAUUAGUUUUGGAUAUUUGACUAGUUCGUUAGCAGUUGACUAGUUAUCGAAAAGUGAUUCUAUAUAAUUCUACCAACAUUAAAGACUCUACAACAUCAUACCAGUUUCUUUUUAAUAAUGACCUAUAAACACAUGAUAAGCUUUUAAUUAAUCCGUAUAAAUGCAGAUAGUUUUCUUUUCCGAUAACUAGACCUAUACUCUGUAUCUCAGGUAUGGUAGUUGAUGAACUCUGGUGAUUAUUUCCGAACUAGAACGAAACGAAUUUCAAGUUCUUUCUGAUUCUCUAAAUGAUAUAAACCUGUGAUCAACUAUUUUCAAACCAAAUUAAUCUACAUAAACUGGUUAACUAAAACAAUUGCUGAAUGUCUUGGUAACAUCAAUUAAGCUUACUUUGUUAACAUAGGGGGAUUUUGUAGAUUGUUGACUUAGAUAAUUCACAUGACUACGACUGGAAAUCUGGAAGCACUAAAUAGUUGUUCAGUACUAGUAUGACUCCUCAGCAGUUCGGAUUUAAAACUCCAGUGGGGAUCGAACCUAGGAUGGUCUCUACAAACUCAUCUGUACAUGUGUCCAAUAGUAGCUAAAGUCUAAGAAUAAUUUACCUAGAUUAUACGGACUGCCAAAGAUACAUAAACUGGAUAUCCCAUUAAAGCCAAUUUUGGACAUGUACGAUUACCCAUAUCAUACUGUAGUAAAGUGGCUAGUAACUGUUUUGAAACCACUCCAUAAUCGCCUGGUGAAACAUAGUAUUAAGGACGUAUCCCAAUUCGUUGACAGGAUUAAAAGCAUAAACACGAAAGAUCAGACGAUGAUUUCCUUUGACGUAGCAUCACUGUUCACAAAUGUCCCACUCAGAGAAACUGUAGAAUAUAUUUGUGAACAACAACUAGCUAAUAAUCAAUCUUAUAAUGUGGUGGCGUAAUCUGAUUAAUGUUCAUUUUAUGUCCCAAACUUAUUAUUAUUGCUAUUAUUUUCUUUACAUUUGAUAACCCCUUUUUGAGGAAUUUAUUCAAUAUCCACCCCUGAGAUGGUGGAGAAGAUUUGUAGCUCAGGUGGAGUUUUGUUCUCUGAGCUGGAUGGUUUGGUCGUGGAGCUUUCAUCGUUCUAAAAAUUUUUAGAAGCCUGGCACUCAGGUCAAUCAGCAAUCAACAAGCAUAUUGAAAUCAAUCCAAUUUAUCAACCAAUCAGAAAAAUCAUGCACAAACAUAAGAACAAAAAUCAAAA
This is a messenger RNA of Schistosoma haematobium, 21151 nucleotides long. Its product is annotated as cGMP-dependent protein kinase 2. Lineage: Eukaryota; Metazoa; Platyhelminthes; Trematoda; Strigeidida; Schistosomatidae. The transcript has 14 exons. Bases 1173 to 3008 code for a protein of 611 amino acids. Gene Ontology annotation, biological process: protein phosphorylation. Gene Ontology annotation, molecular function: cGMP-dependent protein kinase activity; ATP binding. The record is from RefSeq and is a predicted model, not a curated record.